This is a messenger RNA of Telopea speciosissima, 1358 nucleotides long. Its product is annotated as beta-glucuronosyltransferase GlcAT14A-like. The transcript is spliced from 4 exons. The record is from RefSeq and is a predicted model, not a curated record. Gene Ontology annotation, cellular component: membrane. Gene Ontology annotation, molecular function: glucuronosyltransferase activity. Lineage: Eukaryota; Viridiplantae; Streptophyta; Magnoliopsida; Proteales; Proteaceae. Bases 45 to 1319 code for a protein of 424 amino acids.
AUAUCUGAAUUUUAUUAUUUCGGAUUGGUUUGUCUCUACAACCGAUGAAGAUAUACAGAAUUACUUCAUGGAUUAUGGGUUUUUCUUCUGGGGUUCUGGUUUUUGGGUUGGGCUUAGUACUGUUGGGAGCUUUUUACAGUUCUUUUUUUCAAGAUGAGUUUUCGGACAUAAGCAAUGAAACCGUUGAGUUGCCACCUGCAGCUCCAUUUGUAUCAAAAGGGUCUGGCUUCCCACCAGUUCUCGCUUACUGGAUCUCUGGUUGUAAAGGAGACAAUGGGAAGAUUUUGAGGCUUUUGAAGGCAGCUUAUCAUCCUAGAAAUCAAUACAUUUUGAGUCUUGAUGCUAGUUCCUCAGAUGAUGAAAGAAGAAAAUUAGCUCUGUCAGUUCAAUCUGAAAGGGUCUUUCAAGCUUUUGGUAAUGUUAAUGUUGUUGGCAGAAGUUAUGCUCUUAACCUUAUGGGAUCCUCAGCUCUUGCAGCAACACUUCAUGCUGCUUCACUACUUCUAAGGAUCAAUAGCGAUUGGGAUUGGUUUAUCCCACUAAGUGCUUCUGAUUAUCCAAUUAUGACUCAAGAUGAUCUCCUUCAUGCCUUCACAUUCUUACCAAGGGAUCUCAACUUCAUCGACUACACCACUAACUCAAGGUGGAAGAAGAGGCAAGGGAUGAAUCACAUUGCCAUGGACCCAAAUCUUUAUUUUAAAGAGAAUACACAGAUUUUCUUUGUUUCUGAAGCCCGAGCAAUGCCAGAUGCCUUCCGGAUAUAUGGAGGUUCUCCAUGGUUCAUUCUCAGCAGAGCCUUCAUGGAUUACUGUAUACAAGGGUGGGACAACCUCCCAAGGAAACUACUCAUGUACUUCACCAAUGUAGCCUACCCUCUUGAAUCCUACUUUCAUACAGUUCUCUGCAACUCCCCUGAAUUUCAGAACACCAGUGUAAACAAUGAUCUGAGGUUCAUUGAAUGGAGCAACCAUUCAGAUAUGGAACUAAAUUUCCUCAAUCUGUCUCAUUAUGAAAGAAUGGUACUAAGUGGGUCAAUCUUUGCAAGACCAUUUCAAGAAGGAAAUCUUGUGCUUCAAAAAGUGGAUGAAAUCAUACUGCAAUGCCGGCCAGAUGGAUUUGUCCCUGGAAGGUGGUGUUUGGACACAGGAAUGAAUCAGACACUGGAGAAUUCAAAUUCAGAUACAAAUGAGGAUUGUUCCUCAAUCUGGGGAAACAUUAAUGAAGUCAAGCCAGGGCCCUAUGGACUGAAGCUCCGAGCUAUUUUAUCUAAACUUGCAGAUGAAGGAAGGCUAAGGUUAAGUCAUUGUGAUGCACUAUGAUACAAGAAGAUUGCUUGUUUAUAGCUAGAAUAUAUAUAU